This is a messenger RNA of Vitrella brassicaformis, 510 nucleotides long. NCBI's taxonomy places the organism in Eukaryota, Vitrellaceae. The record is from the annotation of a GenBank genome assembly.
CUCUGUCUGUUCCUCCUUCGUCAAUAACUGCAGUAUUGAUUGUAGCCGCAAUACUUGUCGGCCUUCCUGUGAAAAUGCUCCGCAAGAUUGUAGGCCCCAACAGCGUUUGCAAAAUUGGCAACGCCCCGUUUGAAAUUUCCGGCGACCUUUCUAAAGAAUUCACCAAGAAGUCUCCUCCGAUCGGCGGCGGCGUCGGGUCCAGAUGACGCGCUGGUAGUCUUGACCUCUGGCUCAACAACUGCAGUCAGUCGUUAACACACAACGGACACUGACUGACUGACAGACUGAGUGAGUGAGUGGGUGUGUGCGUACCUUCAGUUGUGAUUUCGUCGGCACCAUCAGCUGUCCCGCCUCGCAAUCGUCUCGCCAGCACAGAGGGUGCGGCACCAGCAGCAGCAGCAGCAGCAACAGCAGGCGGCUGUGGAUCAGCCGACGCCAGAGUGAUGCCGACAGCACACAGCAGCACGCUAAGGACCUUCAUCAUCCUUGUCAGGGGCAGUUGGAUCGAUG